This is a messenger RNA of Entelurus aequoreus (snake pipefish), 2846 nucleotides long. Its product is annotated as synaptotagmin-14-like. The transcript is spliced from 9 exons. The record is from RefSeq and is a predicted model, not a curated record. Bases 705 to 2060 code for a protein of 451 amino acids. NCBI's taxonomy places the organism in Eukaryota, Metazoa, Chordata, Actinopteri, Syngnathiformes, Syngnathidae.
CUCAGAGGUCAGUUUGAUGUUAAGACAGGAAGUAGUUGUUGUUGUUGUUGCCUUUUUUGGGGAUCUUGCACAUUUGUGGUUGUUUUUUUUCCAAAAUGCACUUUUGUGUUUAUUCUCAUGUAAAUCUCGUACAUCUAAAUUGUCAUUAGAUGUUUCCGCCUAGUCAUGUCACACAUGUAGUUCAGAGAGAAAAGUAGUCUUCUUCCAGCACACGUUGGAAAAUGGACAAUAAAGAUGACUUUGAUAUUGUGUGUGCUAAUUAAACUGAUACUUUAGAGUUGUUAUCUUAAAAAACAACAACCUGUAAACAAUGCCUUGUUUUUGGCCUAGUUUGUGUCACAUGACUGUGUCUUCUCAUCCCUUUUGCCCUCUGUCACUCAGUCUGGGGCCAGUUUGACGUCUUUGUUCAAGCUUUCUGGUGACUGAACACUCUUCAACUGUUUGUGUAUUGUCUGCUGAUUUAACCCACCUGUGAUUUGCCUGCCAACUCUGCCUGUAGCCCCUCCUUCCUGCAGCACAGCUGGAAGACAACGGAACAUUCCAGUUAGUAUGAAUAUUUGAUUGCAGCUGGAGCCCAGGGGCCAUGGAGGUUGGAGGCCCCCGCACAGGCGUCCAUGCACCGGUUGCACAGCAUCACUCACAGUGGUCCGCCCCUCCCCCCCCUUCUUCCCCACACCUGGUGGUAGGAUCCAAACACAAACAACAUGGCGGCUGAUGGUGGCGAGCGUAGCUGUGGAGUACAUGAGUUGAUCUGCGUGAGAAAAGUCUCUCCAGAGGUGCUGGGCUUUCUGACAGCCAUCGGACUCUUCAUCACUCUCAUGACUCUCAUCUUCUGGUACCUCAACAACAAGUCCAUGCUGGAGAAAGCAGGAAGCCUUCAGUGCCUCGACGACUUCAGGAAGAACACAGACUUGCCAGAAAAUGUUUAUGCUGACGACGACCAGCAGGGCUCCUCGUCAGACAGCGAGGAUGAACUGAUGGGUCAGUACCAGAAAGCCGUCAGUCGAGCCCAAGGCCUCAGAAGGUCCAACGUGUGCAGUAACGUCAAACCUGCGGCAAGGUUCCGCUGGGAGAGCCGGCAGAAGUACAGCCCCCUGACGGCCAAAUAUGACGGCUACUGCAGUGACGCCUCCGCGGAUGACGCCAACUGCAUCCAGAGGAUGAGGCGCACACCCCCGCUGGAUGAACUCCAACCUCCGCCCUACCAGGAUGAGAACGGCUCCCCCCGCAUGUCCUGCACCCUCUCGGACCCGGGCGACGCCAAGUGUGAUCUCUCCCAAACCAGUGGCAGCCCCCACCUUUCUUUCCGCAAAUGCACCAGCGAGGGAAGCGACGGCCACGAGACGGAAAGUUACCUGAACAAGGGCUACGAGGAGGACGUGCCCAGCGACAGCACGGCGGUUCUCAGUCCCGAGGAGAUGUCAGCCCGUGGUUCAGCAGCACAGCUCCUUAAAGGCUACGAACCAGAUGCACACGCCAAGUACGGCACCCUGGACGUGGUCUUUGACUACGAUCCAGAGGAGCAGCAGCUGGCCGUGACCGUCAUGGCGGCCACAGACCUCCCCGUCCUAAAGCACACCGGCAACAUCUCCUGGCAAGUCCACCUGGUGCUGCUGCCCGGCAAAAAGCAGAGGGCAAAGACGGGAAUCCAGAGAGGCCCGUGCCCUCUUUUCACAGAGACCUUCCACUUCUGCCGCAUGGAGUCCGAGAUGGUCGGCAACUACGCCAUCAGAUUUCGCCUUUACAGCAUGCGGCGGAUGAAGAAGGAGAAAGUUCUGGGGGAGAACGUCUUCUACCUCACCAAGCUCAACCUUCAGGGGAAAAUGUCCGUGCCGGUGAUAUUAGACCCGUGCUGCACAUAUCAGGGUGCAGAGUCCCAGGUCAGUGUGUCAGACAUGACCUGCAGUGACUUGUCCUUCCCGUCAGUGAGUCAGACGUCCACACCUGAGAUCCUGGUGGGUCUGGUCUACAACGCCACCACAGGACGUCUCUCAGUGGAGGUCAUUAAGGGCAUCCAUUUCAAGAACCUUGCUGCCAACAAGCCACCCACACACCUGUGAAGUGAGAACCCUUUCAGGUGACGACCUCUUGAAGCUCAUGGAGAGAAUGCCAGGAGUGUGCAAAGCAGUAGUCAGAGCAAAGGGUGGCUAUUUUGAAGAAACUAGAAUAUAAAACAUGUGUGGAGGACCUCUUCCUCUGGGUUCCUUGGACCACCAAUGUUGGACAUGACAGCUGCGUUCAUCUUGGUGAACAAUAAUUUAUUUUUCAAUAAAUGUUCGUUGGGACCUUUUCCAGUCAUUCUCUUCCUUUUGCACUUUUUCUUUGACUUCUUCCUUGAUUUCUUCUCGUUCUUCUUUUUGUUCUUUUCUUGUUGUUGUUCUUCUUGUUCUUUUCUUCUUGUUCUUCUUGUUCUUCUUGUUCUUCUUCUUGUUCUUCUUGUUGUUCUUUUUUUUCUUGUUCUUCUUUUUGUUCUUCUUGUUCUUCUUCUUGUUCUUCUUGUUGUUCUUCUUGUUCUUCUUGUUGUUGUUCUUCUUGUUGUUGUUCUUCUUGUUCUUCUUGUUCUUCUUGUUCUUCUUAUUGUUCUUCUUGUUCUUCUUCUUGUUCUUCUUUUUGUGAUUCUUCUUGUUCUUCUUGUUGUUCUUCUUCUUGUUCUUCUUGUUGUUCUUCUUGUUCUUCUUAUUGUUCUUAUUGUUCUUCUUGUUCUUCUUGUUGUUCUUCUUCUUGUUCUUCUUGUUGUUCUUCUUGUUCUUCUUAUUGUUCUUAUUGUUCUUCUUGUUCUUCUUGUUGUUCUUCUUCUUGUUCUUCUUGUUCUUCUUCUUGUUCCUCUUGUUCUUCUUCUUGUUCUU